AUGGAGGAGGAAGGCAAGCAGAUCAUCCAAGAGUUGGACGAUAAGCGGUCGGUGCUCACUGGGAACAGCGGUGUGAGGCGGGUGAAAAUGAGUCAUGACAUCAGUUCUCUGAACCAGAAGGUGCAAGCCCUGAACCAGAAGACGAACGAGGACAACAACCUCCCGGAUGACAGCCAGCUUUCCGAGGACACGAAGCAGAUGCUGGAUGCCACCUUCGGCCUCCUGCACAGAUAUCGGACCCAUCGUGGAAAGACGCUGAGACUAGUGGAGAAGUUCGCCAUGGAAAGGGAUGGC
Messenger RNA from Symbiodinium necroappetens, 294 nucleotides. The record is from the annotation of a GenBank genome assembly. NCBI's taxonomy places the organism in Eukaryota, Dinophyceae, Suessiales, Symbiodiniaceae.